Messenger RNA from Hydra vulgaris (swiftwater hydra), 2648 nucleotides. Its product is annotated as transmembrane 7 superfamily member 3. Gene Ontology annotation, biological process: negative regulation of programmed cell death. Lineage: Eukaryota; Metazoa; Cnidaria; Hydrozoa; Anthoathecata; Hydridae. The record is from RefSeq and is a predicted model, not a curated record. Gene Ontology annotation, cellular component: plasma membrane.
GGGUUGUAAAAACCAAUAUAGAUUUAUUUUUAUUUCUAUUCUUUUUCUACAAAAAUGGACAAGUAAACUUAUAAAAUCCCUAUUUCUAUACAUAAAUAGUCGAGAAAUACUUUUAUUUGCUCUCGUGCGGAUUAAAUAAUAUUAUCAUUAAAAAAAAUGUUAUUAGGGUUGGGACGAAUGCAUGAUUGACAAUGACAUGGUCUUAUUUACGUUUUAUUGAAGUCACUUGACUUUUUGUGAUAAGCAGCAUGUCCGAGUAAAACUAAUAGAAAUUCAAAAAAGUAAAAGAAUAUUUGUUUAGAAAAAGUGUUUAGUAAAUAUAAUUUGAGUUUUGUCAGCAAUACAAAUCUUUAUCGCAGUAUUUAUUAACAACGUACAACUACACUGACUCAUUUUUUGGUAACGUAUUUGUUGUUUUUACAGAUAACGGAUUUCUAUCAUAGCUGUUCUAACCAAUUAUUGGUAAAAUACUUCAAACUAUUAGCAAAAAAAAAAAAAAAAGCAGAUACAAUAUUAGUCCAAUACAUUAAUGAGUUCUAAUUUUGGAAUGUUAUUUUUUAUUUUCUUUGUAAUACAAGUUAUAAUUAACCAAUACGUUUAUAACCAAUUAGUUUCUGAAACGAAUGGGAUUCAAAUCGAGUUAAACAUUCCUCGUCAUGUAUUAUUAUCUUCAUCAUUACCUUAUAAUGAAGUAAAUACCCAUAUUCAGCCAAAAGCAAAUUAUAGCUUUAUGAGUUUUCAAGCUCACACACUCUGCAAAAAGGUAAUAACUUCGUUUUUACCUUAUUCAAAAUAUGGCUAUGAAAACAAUGCUUCUGAUUCAGGCAUUAUUCAAAUAGUUGACAAUACCUCGGUGACUACUUACAUUGGUAUUGAUUCAAAUAAAAUCGAGCUAAUAGAAGUUUGGUUAAUAGCCAUAGCUUAUAAAGUUCUGUCACCUAUACCAGGGGGAUGUUGCUUAACUUGCGCACUAAAUAUAGAUCCAAAUAUUCAUAUCAGUUAUGAUUCAAUACAAACAUUAUUAGUUUUUGAAAGAGCAAGCAAAUCUUAUGUGAAUACUUUAGAUCCUCCGAAGUGUGACGAUUCUGAUUUUCCUGACAGCUAUUCAUUGACCUAUGAUGUUUAUUAUUUAUAUUUAGAAUCAAAAGGUUACACAAAAAAAGGAUUUUACAAUGCUAUUUCAAAAAUGACAUCUCCUCUAGAUAUUAAAAAGCAUGGCACAUGGUUAACACAGAUUACUGGAGGUCAUAAGUUAGCUUUACAUGUUCAAACAGUUUUUGGAUAUGGUAUUGUAUUUAAUGUUAUAGUCUCAGAUCAAAGCCGUGGCUUGUUCUCAGCAUAUAUUCCAACCGUCACAUUUGGCUGUAAACUUACAUUAUCAGAUUUUAGCGCUUGCAUAUACAAAUCAACUUAUGGACUUGUUUUAUUGGUCAUUCUUGCAAUUUUUGGCGUUGUGCUAUGUUUUGCAGGAUUUAAAUACUUUCAUCUUUUUCUUUUUACUUGUGGAACACUUUUGUUUUGGAUUAUCAGUGUUAUUCUUAUUGCAAACAUUGUAGAAAAAAUUGAUUUUAAAGAUUUACUCGUGAUUUCAUCAUUAUGGUCAAUAUUAGGUGGUGCCUUGUUUUUGUUUUUAAAUAUCUUUAGAAAAUGUAUUUUUAUAAGUUUGUUAUGUGUUAAUAUCAUUUUGGCAUUAAUCGUAACUUCAAUUUUGUUUUAUACACCCUUUGGUGGCAUGGAUCUUUGGGUGCAAACUAAUAACUUUUGUAUUGCAUUUGCUUCCAUUGUUACUUUUAUUACCUUAGUUAUGCUUUUUUUCCCAAAAACCAGUUGUUAUUUAUGUUCUUCUAUUAUUGGAUCUUAUCUUGUUAUUCUUUUUGCAAACUAUUUUCUUCAAUCAAGUUUGCAUUUUAUUGUUCAGAAUGUUAUGUUGCGGCUAAUAGACUAUAAGAUAUCUAUUAAUUUCUUAAACCCUCCAUUUCAAAAGAAUGAGUUAAUUCUAGUGGUGAUUUGGUUUUGUUUAUUUAUUAUUGGAUUUUUUGUUCAAUGUUAUACAACUAAAAAACUUCCAUUCAAUAGACAUCCUGUAGUUUCUUCAAUGCCAAAAAAAUGCAAGAAUAAAACAGGUUCUUUAAAUAAUGAACGAACACCUUUGUGCAAAAAUGAUCAACCUGUUCCAAGAUCUUAUUCUACCAGUUCACCUCCUCCUGAUUAUUUCCAGGGUUGUUCUACAGCUUCUUUUCAAACAAACACAUAUCUAAACCCUUCUGAUGGAGUUCAAUCAUCUGUAAAUCCUUAUUGGAAUCAAGUUUCAUCAUUUCAGCCCUUACAGUACCCUGUAAACCCACCAUAAAAAAGGUAUAUAAAUGCAUACAAGUUUAAAAACGAAUUUGCUAUUUAAAAAUGAUCACCAAAAAUCUAUUACUUUUUAGCAAAAAAAAUUUUUUAAAGAUUUAGAAAAAUAAUAGAACAAGACACUGUAUAAUUAUACAAUCUCAUAAUAAUGAACUUUUAAAUGCAAGGUAAACAACAUGUAAAAGGUUAGAAUUCCAGCAAAAUGGUUGACAAUUUGUUAAUGAAAAUAGUUAUUUAUAAUUUUUGAUAAAGUCUUAAUUAAAACAUUGCAAUAAAUAUUUUAAAUAUGUUUUAUU